This is a messenger RNA of Brassica napus (rape), 1048 nucleotides long. Its product is annotated as RING-H2 finger protein ATL17. The record is from RefSeq and is a predicted model, not a curated record. Lineage: Eukaryota; Viridiplantae; Streptophyta; Magnoliopsida; Brassicales; Brassicaceae. The coding region runs from base 1 to 837 and encodes 278 amino acids. The transcript has a single exon.
AUGAGUCUUAGAGACCCGAAUCCAGUAACUAACACACCCGGAUCCUUUUCGGAUCCAGGCGGGUUCGCUAUAAACAGCAGAAUCAUGUUCACCGCCAUAAUCAUAAUCAUAUUCUUCGUCAUUCUCAUGGUCUCUCUUCACCUCUACUCUCGUUGCUACCUCCACCGCUCUCGCCGUUUCCACAUCCGCCGCUUAAACCGUAGUAGACGCGCCGCCGCCGCUAUGACCUUCUUCGCCGAUCCUUCCUCCUCCACCUCCGAGGUCACCACUCGCGGUCUCGACCCCUCCGUCGUCAAAUCUCUUCCCACUUUCACGUUCUCCGCCGCAGCCGCCCCGGACGCGAUCGAGUGUGCGGUUUGCCUCUCGGAGUUUGAGGAGAGCGAACCGGGUCGGGUUUUGCCCAAUUGCAAGCACGCGUUUCAUGUUGAGUGCAUUGAUAUGUGGUUUCUUUCUCAUUCCUCUUGUCCUCUGUGCCGAUCGCUCGUCGAACCUAUCGCCGGAGUUGUAAAAACUGCGGCGGAGGAAGUCGCGAUUUCGAUUUCUGACCCGGUUUCAGGCGACACAAACGACGUUAUAGGAGCUGGGACUUCCGAUCAUGAAGAUUCCAGGGGGAAACCGGCGGCGAUUGAAGUCUCAACGAGGAAUCUCGGAGAAUCGGAGAACGAGUUGAGUCGGAGUAACUCGUUUAAGUCACGGGUGAUAUCUUCCACGCGGAUUUUCAGCAAAGAACGGAGAAGCGCUUCGUCGUCUUCUUCUAUCGGGUUCCCUCCGCCUCCGGUCUCUAGCAUGCCGAUGACGGAGUUAGAUAUCGAGUCUGGAGGAGAAGAGCCUCGUUGACUUUAAGACGCUAAAUUUUUACUGCUACGUGGACGUGUAUGAUUUGUUAUAAAUGUUUCCUUGUUUAGAGCUAAGAUGCGGAGAUGAAAUAAUUCUUUGUUAGGGCAUCAGCAUUGGGACUUCUUAAGCCCAUUUCUUAGUAAAUUUGGGUCGAAAUUUAAAUCAAAAAGGCUGGAUAUGUUUGGAAAAACUUCUAAGUUAAGAAGUUAUU